AUGAAGUUCUUCGCUGCUGCUGCCCUCUUCGUCGCUGGCGCUACUGCUUCCCUUCAGGCUGGUGGUGCUGCUGCUGAGAGCUCUACCGCUCAGCCUCAGUCGACCACCACUGUUGAGGUCACUGAGUACACCACCUACUGCCCCCAGUCUACCACCCUGACUGUCGGUACCGAGACCAUCCCCGUUGAGACUCCCGGCUCCGUCACCCUCUCCAACGGCCCUUACACCGUUCACCGUCCUCUGAUCACCACCACCGUCACCCGCUGCAAGGCCUGCUCUAGCUCUGCUACUGUUGCUCCUUCCAGCUCCGCCGCUACCAGCAUCCCCGUCAUCCCCUCCGCUGCUCCCACCGGUGUUGCUCCCACUGGCAGUGCUUCCAGCACUACUGCUGCUCCCCCCACCUUCACUGGUGGUGCUAGCCGCGCCGCUGCCGGGGCUGGUGCCGUCGCUGGUCUUUUCGGUGUUGUUGCUGCCCUUCUCUAA
This is a messenger RNA of Aspergillus puulaauensis, 483 nucleotides long. Its product is annotated as putative GPI anchored protein. Gene Ontology annotation, cellular component: fungal-type cell wall. Lineage: Eukaryota; Fungi; Ascomycota; Eurotiomycetes; Eurotiales; Aspergillaceae. Gene Ontology annotation, biological process: fungal-type cell wall organization. The transcript is spliced from 3 exons. Bases 1 to 483 code for a protein of 160 amino acids. Gene Ontology annotation, molecular function: structural constituent of cell wall. The record is from RefSeq and is a predicted model, not a curated record.